AAUAGCAGUCCAGGAAAGGAGGCGGGACAUUGCUGGAUCACAUAGCUUGGGUUUGUAGCAUCCUUGUAGCUCCUCAAGUCUGGUCUUUGAAUAAAAUGCUAUGAAAGAAAACCAGAAAACAGCUGAGAAGGAAGAAACGAGACGUGAUUUUGUACGGAGGGAGAAAAUGUGGUGAGCACAGGGACCUAGAGGGCAAAAAGCUUUCAAUUUACAGCCUCUCAGCUGCUCUGUUCUAGCUGAGGAACGAAGGAGGAGGGGUGGAAGGAGAAUUCCCUCUCCUUUUUUCCAUCGCCUGCCUGGAAAACCUUGGAAGGACAUCAGCCGUGGCCACUUUUCUUCACGAACAGGAUUCUUGCAGGAGUUCAGGAUCAGCUGAGCGUCAUGGCCGAGGCCUGCUGGAGGACUGAAUCCCUGUAGUGUUGCCUUCAAAGCGCACUCGACGUCCUGCAAGAACCAUGUCUCUGCCCACCACCAAACCCAAUAUGUUCACCUCCACCCAAACCCUGAUCCCGUUCCCAGCCCCUACACUCCCCCUCACCACCUUCAUUCCCGUUCUCACAAGUUCAGCAGAGCCCAGAACUGAGCCGGAGAACGUGACGUUCAGGACCACCUUCCGCUCCGUCACUACGUCCGUCAACGAGACCGGCCUGAACUCCACACAGCUGCCCGUGGCGUCGGUGGAGGGCGCCGGGAUGGGGAUGGUGCUCGUGCCCUUUGGCAUCAUCACAGUCAUUGGGCUGGCUGUUGUCGUGCUUCUGUACAUCAGGAAAAAGAAAAGGCUGGAGAAACUGAGACACCAGCUGAUGCCCAUGUAUAACUUUGAUCCAGCUGAAGAACAAGAUGAUCUAGAGCAGGAACUCUUGGACCACGGAAGAGACGGAAGCCCAGCAGGACCAAACUCCAAAACACUGACCACAAGUCAGGGAACAACUCAAAAACCCAGUCGACUUGUUUUCACUGACGUGGCUGAUGCCAUUAAUGCAUGAUGACACUCACAUGCUGCACAGGAAAAAAGGGACAAAUAAUUCUGGACAACUGGACACUGGGAUUCAGGAAUAUUUACUUUUUAAAAAAUGUAAUGUAAAACAUUGGGUUAACUGCUGCCAUUGUAGAUAAUUUUUAAGCCAAAAUUACAACCUGCAGCGUUUAAGGAAUAGUUCACUCCAAAAUGAAGAUAUUUGCUGUAAAUGUACUCAUCCC
This is a messenger RNA of Sinocyclocheilus grahami, 1200 nucleotides long. RefSeq lists its product as uncharacterized. Bases 456 to 986 code for a protein of 176 amino acids. The transcript has 5 exons. Lineage: Eukaryota; Metazoa; Chordata; Actinopteri; Cypriniformes; Cyprinidae. The record is from RefSeq and is a predicted model, not a curated record.